Aspergillus tanneri is the source of this 1725-nucleotide messenger RNA. Its product is annotated as putative MFS monosaccharide transporter. Gene Ontology annotation, cellular component: membrane. Gene Ontology annotation, molecular function: carbohydrate:proton symporter activity. NCBI's taxonomy places the organism in Eukaryota, Fungi, Ascomycota, Eurotiomycetes, Eurotiales, Aspergillaceae. Gene Ontology annotation, biological process: transmembrane transport; carbohydrate transport. The record is from RefSeq and is a predicted model, not a curated record. The transcript has 6 exons. Bases 1 to 1725 code for a protein of 574 amino acids.
AUGUCUCCGAACAAUCGGCAGACGGCCCAGAUGCAUGGCUUGGUUGGAAAGCCAUUACUAUAUUUUACCAGUGUUUUCGUGUCAUUAGGAGUUUUUCUAUUUGGUUAUGAUCAGGGGGUUAUGUCUGGCAUCAUAACGGGUUGGCAUUUCAAAGAUUAUUUUGACCAGCCAUCACGAGCUGCAAUCGGAACUGUGGUUGCGAUCCUCGAAGUUGGGGCUUUUAUCUCCUCACUUCUUAUUGGGCGUAUUGGGGACCUGAUAGGUCGCCGCAAGACCAUCCUUUAUGGCUCUAUAGUCUUCUUUAUAGGAGGUGCAUUACAAACAUUUGCGACAGGGCUGUCCAUGAUGAUGCUUGGCCGCAUUAUUGCCGGUCUUGGUGUUGGGGCGCUGUCAACAAUAGUCCCUGUCUAUCAAUCUGAAAUCUCGCCUCCCCAUAAUCGAGGGAAACUAGCAUGCAUUGAAUUCACGGGGAAUAUAUCUGGAUAUGCCGCUAGCGUUUGGGUCGAUUAUUUCUGUAGCUUUAUUGACAAUAAUUACUCCUGGCGCUUGCCAUUGCUUUGUCAAUGCAUCAUGGGCGCACUCCUUGGUCUAGGGAGUCUUUUAAUAUGCGAAUCACCAAGGUGGCUACUGGACAAUGACUAUGAUGAGGAAGGCAUGGUGGUUAUUGCGAAUCUCUAUGGAAAGGGGGACUUGCACAACGACAAAGCUAGACAAGAAUACAGGGAGAUCAAAAUGAACGUCCUCCUCCAACGGCAAGAGGGUGAAAGGUCCUACACUGAUAUGUUUAUGAGAUACCGCAAGCGAGUCCUCAUAGCGAUGUCGGCCCAGGCUUUGGCCCAAUUAAACGGUAUCAAUGUUAUUUCAUAUUAUGCUCCACUUGUAUUUGAAUCAGCAGGAUGGGCAGGCCGUGACGCUAUUUUGAUGACUGGUGUCAAUGCAAUUUCGUAUCUUGCAUCUACAGUUCCGCCGUGGUAUCUUGUGGACCGCUGGGGAAGACGACCAAUUCUGCUCUCUGGGGCUGUUGCUAUGAUUGUUUCUCUCUCGUUGAUAUCGUAUUUUAUAUACAUCGAUGUUGACGCAACACCUACUCUCACAGUCAUCUUUGUCAUGGUAUACAACGCUGCUUUUGGUGCAUCUUGGGGACCGAUACCAUGGCUAUAUCCUCCCGAAAUUCUACCUCUGAGCAUUCGUGCGAAGGGUGCCAGUCUCAGCACAGCCACCAAUUGGGCUUUUAAUUGGCUGGUUGGAGAGGUUACACCUGUCCUGCAGGCUGCUAUAAAGUGGCGCCUGUAUCUUGUCCAUGCCUUUUUCUGUGCAUGUAGUUUUGUCCUUGUCUACUUUUUGUAUCCUGAAACCAGCGGUGUUCGUCUAGAGGACAUGAAUAUACUUUUUGGAGACGCAACAACUGCAAUGCCUACGCCAGCUACACAAGGAGAACGUGGGUCUCUCAUGGGUGCUGGGUCACCAAUUCCAUCACUAGACAUUCGACGGCAAUAUGGUCAAAUCGCAGCGGAAAGUGCAAUUCCUGGGCUGGAUAUCGACCCUCCCCACUUGAAUGCGGAUGACUACAACAAGUCGAUCGGCUCUGGCCCUCAAGAUGGCGAUAUUAACCGAUCAGAGGGGUUUGCUGGUUGGAUUUCAAACAUAGUAUCUCGCCGCAAGGGAUCUGGACACCAAGUACAAAGCCGUCAGUAUCGACGCCUCGGACAAGAAGAGAAUGAGUAA